AUGAACAACCCCGCCCCGGAGAAGCCGGCGCUCGCCCAGCAGCAGUACCAGCAGCCGCAAGCCCCGGUCUACGAGCAGCCGCACGGCGCAGCCCCCAUGGCGGUGCACGGUGCGCCGCCUGCGCACAACGCGGCUCAGCCUGGCCACGAGCGCCCUUGGUCGACCGGGCUGUGCGAGUGCGGCAACGACGUGCCGGGCUUCUGCCUCUCGUGCUGGUGCCCCUGCAUGGCCUACGGUCAGUACAAGGAGCGCUACGACCACCUCGCCCAAACCGGCCGCCCCAAGCCCAAGGAACAAGUCGAGAGCUGCGGCACCCCGGGCGUCCUCUACCUCGUCGUCCACUGCCUCACCGGCUUCGGCUUCGUCCUCGACUUCAUGGCGCGCGGCGACAUCCGCAACCGGUACGGCAUCAAGGGCGGCGCGCUCGGCGACUGCUGCACCGCGUGCUGCUGCAUGCCGUGCACACAGCGCCAGCACCACCGCGAGCUCGCCAUCGAGGAGGUGCAGCAGUGGGGCGCAGUACCCCAGAUGGGCGCCCAGCAGUCGCAGUCGCAGAUGUACCCCCCUGCCCCUGCGCACGUGUAG
Molecule: messenger RNA, 585 nt
Organism: Rhodotorula graminis WP1
Lineage: Eukaryota; Fungi; Basidiomycota; Microbotryomycetes; Sporidiobolales; Sporidiobolaceae
Exons: 4
Coding region: 1-585 (194 amino acids)
Source: RefSeq, a predicted model, not a curated record